This is a messenger RNA of Spodoptera exigua (beet armyworm), 462 nucleotides long. The record is from the annotation of a GenBank genome assembly. Lineage: Eukaryota; Metazoa; Arthropoda; Insecta; Lepidoptera; Noctuidae.
AUGAUUAUUCCAAAGACAAGACAUCAAGAAGACUCGCUGUCUUCCGAGCCCGAUACGACAAGUCUGCGGUGCAGUAAGAAAAUGGAAAUGACAGCGAUGAAGUUCUUUUGUGAGUCGAGUCCGCGGCGUAUCAAGGUUGCAGUUUCUAGUAACAAUGACGUUCGGGGCAUGUCCUCGGGUGCUAAAAGAAAUAAACCACACUGCGCUACAUUUACAGUAGCCACCCCCGCCCCCGCGCCCGCCCCCGCUCCCGCGCCCGCGUCGCUCCACUGCGCUUCGCUUCAAAAUUCCCGCUACCUGAAAAGAUAUAUUCUAAAUGGAUUUAAACCGAGUGGCAUUGCCGACAUGCUCCGAAUGUUCACAGGCGACUGUAGAGCGCACGCCGCCGCCGCCGCCGCCGCCGCCCCGUCGCUUGCACGCGAACCCGCAAAAACUGAGCACGCGAUGCAAACACAGUUCUAA